AAUAUAGCACGCGCUUCGUAUAUAUGCUAAUCCUAUGUCUGAAGACUUGUUGGAGUUUCUACGUUCUGGAAUGACACAAAAGGCACGUGCUCUCUUCAACCCAGGCUGCUCGUUGCCGUCAGGAAUCCGUAUUCAGUAUCCGUAUGCUAUCGCCUGAUCGAUGAACUCCUGUGAAUAAUCAGUCUAUUAUCCUUGCUUGCAAUAUGUCCUCACUCAAUGCCUCGCACGAAGCUGUUCCUGCCCCAUCUCAGUCUCAGCUAGCUCUCGCUUUGGCAAUCGUCAAGCUGAAGCCUGCCCAUGUCGAUAUCAAAGAUCACAUCCUCAAGAUCCGCGAACACAUCAAGCAUGGGAGAGAUCCUAUUCGUACGAGUUUCCCAGAGAAGCAUCUUGACAGCGUUGCAUUUUGGCAGCAGGCGUAUGAGAAGUCUGAAGCUACUCAAAGCAAACUCCUCGACCGGAUUUAUGAGCUUGAACAACGUAAUGAGGCGUUGCUGUUGAAGCUUCAGCCCAAAGAGCCCGAGGGGACAAAGGCCCAGGGACAGGGGAAACGGAAGUCAAAAGCUAAUGAGGUUAUCUCUGCGCCUUUGAAAAGAGCGAAGACGCAGAUUCCUACAUCCUGUGGUGAUAUUGCAAGAGACAAGUUCGGCUCUUAUGGUGAUGUAGUUGGUGGGUUUGAGCCAUCAGAAGGCUAUACAGCACCUUUUAUGCGCCAGUUAUAUACGCUGCAGAGCACCUUACAUAAGAAAUCGAGUCGCAGUAGCAUCGUUCUUGCUGCAGCGAGUUUGUGUAAAUCUGCAGAGGAUGUCCUACGUAUGGUCCCUUGUGAGGCGAGUGCGCCAACAGGUCGAACCAAAACGUCCCUCCAAGUGGACAAUCCUCAGCCAGAUGCUAGCUCAGUACUGAAUGGAGUCCAAUAUGCAUAUGUGGCCAUAUACCAGGCGCUAGAUAAGCUUUCGGGUGGCAAUGAAAGGACCCGGGAGACUGGCCAAGUUAUUUAUCAUGCAGUUUCAUUGUUCGAAAGUCUCAUGGAACUUCUGCAGAGGAGCUCGAAGACUAAUGUGGAAGACUCCCUGGAUAAAGGCUCAUCAAAAAGGCAGAAAAAGGUCGCGAAACCAAAGGCAUCGAAAGCUACAGGGAAACACCAAGCGUCAAAUAAGGAGGACGAAGACGGAUUAGCGACUCAUAUAUCGAGUGUUCUCUGCAACAUGAUGUUGCAUCUCAAUCUCUCCAGAAGAGAACAUAAGAGUCUCUUGGAAGGAUAUCUAUUCGUCUUUCUCAACCGCAUAGGAAAGGUUCUGUGUGUCUUCGUCUUCGGAGAUUUGCAGUUGAGACCAGACCUAAGGGCAGAUACUACCAAGCUCCCGCUGCCUGCAGGACUGACCGCCACCAGCCUUGAUGAUACUAAUCUAAAGGCUAUGAAAGGAGAAGCAAAAUAUCUCAUUUCGAUCUUGGAGAGAAUAAUACAUCUCCUUGGCUCAUUAUAUGGAUCGUCUCACUCCAUAAUAGCAAGUAAGGAGGGAGAUACAGCUAACCACGGUCAAUCUCACGGUAUGCCACUUCCUCUGCAAGUAAAGAAGAAGCUACAAAAUACUUUACUCUCUGCAGUAUUUGGAGAUGAACCUCUAUUCAAAGAUUGUUUGAAAAGGCCAGGUUUGCCCGGUAAAGCGGAGCUAGAGAAAUUACUGGCUCGUGAGCCAGUUUCGGACAAGACAGUGCCUGACUGGUUUGUGCAGGAAGUGUGGACAUUACUGGGAUGGGAUAUCCUAAUGAAAAAUGACAAGAACUGAGCAUUUCCACUCCAUAAGUGAUUUGUUUCUGACCGUGUCUUACUCCCGACUGUCGAUCUCACGCGUUGUUCAUUAUACAAAGUAUAUUGCAGCUUUAUAUCGGUAUCAUAUCAUUGACUCCUGGCCUGAAUGAUCCGCAUGCA
Paecilomyces variotii is the source of this 1930-nucleotide messenger RNA. RefSeq lists its product as hypothetical. Lineage: Eukaryota; Fungi; Ascomycota; Eurotiomycetes; Eurotiales; Thermoascaceae. The coding region runs from base 204 to 1787 and encodes 527 amino acids. The transcript has 3 exons. The record is from RefSeq and is a predicted model, not a curated record.